AGUAUGUGUAAAGGACGAGCAUCGAUGCCGACGUGCUGCUUGGAAAGGGUCAAAGAGCUGAAAGCAAGGCUGGGAAACAUUUUGCACAAGUCAGAAUGGAGUCCGUUCAGCUGUAAAAUGGGGAGAAACAAGCCAACGCUGGAGGAAUGCCUGAGGUGGAAAGGAUCAUUUGAACAGCUCCUGUCGAGCAAAUGCGGAUUGUGCGCUUUCACUGCGUUCUUAUUAUCCGAAUUCAGCGAGGAGAACAUUGCCUUCUACUUUGCGUGCGAAGAUUACAGGAGUACCAAAUGUCGCGCCAAACUACCCGCGAAAGCCCAGAAAAUCUACAAUGAAUUCAUCAGCAGCGACGCCCCGCGCGAGGUAACUCAACUACUCCACUCGAGUGUAUUUCUCGGGCACUUUACAACCACCACCACUGGAUAC
This is a messenger RNA of Hippocampus comes (tiger tail seahorse), 423 nucleotides long. RefSeq names its product regulator of G-protein signaling 5-like. The record is from RefSeq and is a predicted model, not a curated record. The transcript is spliced from 4 exons. The annotation marks the transcript as partial. Lineage: Eukaryota; Metazoa; Chordata; Actinopteri; Syngnathiformes; Syngnathidae.